UUUUCAGCAGAGGCCGAUUUUUUCCCGCCUAAAGUUAUUCCUUCGAUAAACACAAUCGCGGUGCCAUGUAUUACGCGGAAAAAGCUAUAGUAACUUGUCAUUUAUACAAGCUUUGUUGAGUGUGGAGGUCGGCGGCCAUGGAGUGUAAAAGAAAGUCCUGGGAGUCAUCUGAAAAAGAAAACAAACGCCCAAUCAAUGCGACAAAAUCCGAGUCAAGAAAACGAGGGAAUGAGCAUGACUUGUCGUCGGGUGUUGGCUCAAUUGCUGGACCAUCCAAUAGCAAGGCACCCAGAAACACACUAUGGAAUCACACUGGGGAAGGACGUCAGGAGGAGGGCAUCAUAAAGAGAGAGCAAAUUGUUCACUUAAGAGAAACAAUAACGGAGGAGGACUUUUUGAGGUACAAAGAACUCUCAGGUGGUACAUCGGAGAUGGAUGUAGAGGAAAAUGAAGGCGAACGUCUUACUGAAUGGGAUGAUUAUACAUCUGUAAUGUUUGACACAGAGACCACCGGUCUCGAUACAAGUAAUGACGAUAUAAUACAAUUAGCAUGCGCUAGCGAGAAUGGUGAUCCUCUACAUUCCCGGUACAUGUUUCCAAGGGGAAGUAUUGAUUUAGGCGCUACCAGAGUUCAUGGUAUAAGCAAGGCAUUUAUAGACGGGUCUAGAGUUCUGGUAAAAGAUGGUAGGCCUCUCGCGGACGUCGCUUCACAGAAGGAUGGUCUGCGUGAAUUUAUUGCAUUCCUGAAAAUGCACCAAAGCCAAAGUCCGAAAAGGCUACGCCUAGUUGCACAUUAUGGCGACAGGUUUGAUUUCCGAUUGUUGAUAAACUGUCUGAAGAGACACAAUCUCAUGAACGAAUUCAUUAGCACUGGUUUAGUGCUUCUGGACUCAGUUAAAGUUAUAAGGGCGUCAAAGAAACAAGAAAAAAGCCCGCUUGAUUCCUCUUUCAAAAAGGAAUCGCUACCUGCCCUUCACGGUCAUUUGUUUGGUGUCCCAAACGACAGGCCGCACGAUGCCCAAGCAGAUGCCUGCGCUUUGGCCAAAGUCUUGAUGAAAAUCCCAAAAGACAUGUCCACUUCCGUCACCAUAAAUAACUUUAUGAAACAGAUGAAACAUUCACAGGAAGUGAAAAACCGGGAGUUUACUUUGUGGGGUCUGCCCGUUUCCUCAUCCAUGAAAGAGAAGAUAGCCAAAAGUGGGAUGGACUUCAAUAAAAUGAGAAGUGUUUAUAAAGAGGGUGGCGAAAGGGGGCUGUUAACAGUGCUGGCGCUUCCGCCUCAAUACAGCCAGCUUAAUGUGAAGGGCAGUAAGCCCCGUGUAACGAAAACAAUUAGGAUUAUUAACAAAAUUGUAAGUUUUUUUCAUAUGGCAGCCAUGUCAGAUAAAAACAGUGCGACUUAGGACAAAUUUCAUGCGCAUACCAGCGAGAAUCCCCUAAGGCGUAGAAUAAAAUUCUUCAUGAUCUCGCUGGUAUUGUGAACCGUUGUUGCACUGUAUCAUUGUCAAUGUAUGACUACCGGGUGCGCUGGAAUUCGAAUCUGAAUAAAAAAUAUUACGAGAAAA
This is a messenger RNA of Nematostella vectensis (starlet sea anemone), 1565 nucleotides long. RefSeq lists its product as uncharacterized. Gene Ontology annotation, cellular component: cytoplasm. Gene Ontology annotation, molecular function: 3'-5'-DNA exonuclease activity; nucleic acid binding. Gene Ontology annotation, biological process: DNA catabolic process. Bases 138 to 1403 code for a protein of 421 amino acids. The transcript is spliced from 2 exons. Lineage: Eukaryota; Metazoa; Cnidaria; Anthozoa; Actiniaria; Edwardsiidae. The record is from RefSeq and is a predicted model, not a curated record.